CCAUUUCAUCAACACAAACUAAAUAUAUAUUGUGAUCAAACUAGUAAGAAAUCAAAAGAUGGACGGCAAAACUGUGAUUCUAAGUGUUCUCAUAAUGAGUUUGGUCAUCGCACAAAUUCAAGUGGAAGCAAAGAGUUGCUGCCCGUCUCAGAGUGCUAGAAAUAUCUUUAAUGUUUGCCGUCUUGGGGGAUCCGACCAAUUCUUUUGUGCAUCACUCAGUGGAUGCGGAAUCAUUGGUGGGAAAACAUGUCCGAACGGAUAUCAACAUGACACUCUCCAACGCUCAGGUGAUGCUAUUGCUGUCAAUGAAUACUGCAAGUUGGGUUGUGCAUCUUCAUUGUGCGGUGCCAUGAACACACUCCAAAUCUCUGAUGCGAGUGAAAUAGUGAAUGGAGCGGUAGCACAAUGCGCAAAGGCAUGUUCUACUUUCUGCGCCAAGGGCUCUUCAACUGUUGUUGAGACUGCCUAAACAAGCAUAUCCAAGUUUCAGAGUUUUAUUCUCCUUGUUUUCAACAAUUAUGUGUAUGUGACAAAAAAUGCUAGACUUUGGUGAUAGUAUUUGAAUAACUUAUUUCCAGUUUGUAUAUUUGUCAUA
Messenger RNA from Camelina sativa (false flax), 595 nucleotides. RefSeq names its product thionin. The record is from RefSeq and is a predicted model, not a curated record. Gene Ontology annotation, biological process: defense response. NCBI's taxonomy places the organism in Eukaryota, Viridiplantae, Streptophyta, Magnoliopsida, Brassicales, Brassicaceae.